Messenger RNA from Ostrinia nubilalis (European corn borer), 1286 nucleotides. RefSeq lists its product as uncharacterized. Lineage: Eukaryota; Metazoa; Arthropoda; Insecta; Lepidoptera; Crambidae. The transcript has 3 exons. The coding region runs from base 69 to 1286 and encodes 405 amino acids. The record is from RefSeq and is a predicted model, not a curated record.
UUCGUUAGAUAAUAAAGGGGAUUUAUUCUGUUUACUGAGUGACUUUUGAGUCGUAUUUUGUCAACAAAAUGAAUCCUAAUGAAGCGUGGAUGCCAAUGAAGGAUCCGAAAUAUUGUUUCUUACCAACCUGCAAAAACUGUUCAAGAGAUCAUCAGAAAGCAUUUUUUGCGGUGCCUAGCUCCGCAAAACAAGAGUGGUGCAAUGCUGUGGGUAUUACAUGCCCUAAACGCGUUUUAUAUAUAUGCGAAGAUCACCUCAAUUUGGAGGAAGAUGUGGAGAACUAUAGGUAUUGGAAGACAAUGAAAGUGCGACCAAAGUUAAAGUCUCGGCUACCAGAAUCUCUUAGAAUAACGCUUUCAACGGAUCAUCAAAAAAUUUGUGAACCUAGACCAAGCACAUCUUCUGCAUCAUCUACACAAUCGAAUAUAGGGGCAUUUUAUAAUAAUCCCUUAAUAACUAAAGCCAGCAAAGCAGUACAAGUGAAGCCAAAAACAUCAGAUCGAACUACUUAUUGUGCCAUUUACAAAAAGAAAGAACAGAAACCAGAAGUGUUUGAAGAAGAUUAUGAGAUGGAAGAAGUUUUACCUUCAACUCAAGGAAGCACCACCUCUGCUGAAAUCUCAGAAACUUCAUCUGUGGUUGUCACUAAAACUACAAGACAGGGUAGAAACUUUAUGCUUAACCUGAUUGAGAAAAAACCACAAAACUACAUAGGUUUGCCAAAGAAUUAUUAUUGGUUGAUUGAAUAUUUAGAAUUAAAUCUAAAAAUAAAAUCCUUUCAUAUAAUAAUCACAUUAUAUAAAAUUAAAAAUAGCACACCCUUUUAUCAAAUUUCAGGCAUGUUUGAAGUGUCACUAACCACAUUAUGGAGAAUUUUUUUGAAGACAUUGUGUACUUUAUCUAAGUUCUUUAAACAAUUAAUAUUUUCUCCACGUGUUUAUGAAGUCAAAAGAAACUUGCCAGCCUCCUUCAAAACAAAUAAAGAAUAUUCAAAUGUUUUUUGCAUUAUCGAUUGCUUUGAAAUAGAAAUUGAAAAACCAUCAAAUCCCAUUGACCAGUCUCUAACAUGGUCACAGUACAAAAAUGCUAACACUUUAAAAUAUUUGAUAUCCGUAACACCUGAUGGUUUUGUUAACUUUGUAUCUGUUGGCUUCGGUGGACGUAUAUCUGAUGCCAAUAUAGUAGAAAACAGUGGUUUUCUGGAUGUGCUCCCACCCAAGUUGAAUGGCUUCAUAAAUUCUGGACCCUGUCACUCUGCCUUGACGCAUAGAAUGCCACAGUUUUGA